This is a messenger RNA of Periconia digitata, 1059 nucleotides long. Lineage: Eukaryota; Fungi; Ascomycota; Dothideomycetes; Pleosporales; Periconiaceae. The record is from the annotation of a GenBank genome assembly.
AUGACCGAGGCGGUAUUGUAUCGUGUACUGUACUGUACUGUAUUUGUGGCGUGGACCGGCCGAGCGAUGAGCGCAUUCUGCAGAUCUUGCAGGCUCCUCCCUGCCCGCCCGCCUCGCCUGCCUGCCACCCCCCCGCGUCGCUUCACCGACGCUGCCCGUCUUCAGACGCCAUUGACGAGCUUGCUGAUCCUCAACGGCUUCACCGCCGUCUGCGCUCUUGACGCACGCCAGCAAUACGUGAGUUUGAACAAGACUAAUGCACAGCACACUCCAUGUGGUGGAUGGGAUACAGUGUGUAGUACUUGGGCUGAUGAGAUGCAGUUGCCCGCCAACGUCCGGCUCCGCUCUGGCACCCCUGCCUAGCGCCCCUCGUCACGCUUGCCUUUGUUCGCUCCCAGCCGACCUGACAAAUGCCAUGAACAAAUCUCUCUGCAUCAUCAUCUAUCUACCUACCUAACCACCUAGCCAUCUCUUCAUCGUCACCAAAUCAACACGCCUGAACCCUACCUCAGCCAUUGCUUCUUCUGCUGGCCUCCUUCGUCGUCCAUGCCCUUUCUCAUCUGCCGCCCUUCGCAUGACAGACAUUGACUUCCCGCCGCGACGUAAUCAUGACCCACUCCCACCACAAACACACAGCAAGCACAUCACCCAAGCUUUUCGCGCAAUCGUAUGCCAAGUCUGGGGCUCUGUGCUACCCUUUCACAACUCUUAUCGGUCAAGCUACCCUGAUCCGACGCUUGCUGCCAACCGGCUCCCCUGGCACGCCUUUUUGGUCUUUUUUCUCUUUUUUUUUUCUCUCUCUCUCUCUCUCUCUCUCGUCCAAAAUUUGAUAGUCCGCCUUAAACCAAGCCGACCCACAUGCUUAAUUUCCUGCCAACUGACUAUCGUGUGCUAAUUGCGGCCCCAGCUCCUCUCCUGCAUUGGUCGUUGCUGCCCUGAGUCGCUUUUGCUUGCAGUCCGCCCCUCCCCCCCGGCUAGUCAUCGCCGUACAUAAUAUAGUACUGUUUCCAGCCCACAAUCGUGCCGUCCACUCACUGUAAACAAACACGACGAUGCCCC